Sebastes umbrosus (honeycomb rockfish) is the source of this 1755-nucleotide messenger RNA. Its product is annotated as disabled homolog 1-like. The transcript has 10 exons. Lineage: Eukaryota; Metazoa; Chordata; Actinopteri; Perciformes; Sebastidae. The record is from RefSeq and is a predicted model, not a curated record. The coding region runs from base 517 to 1698 and encodes 393 amino acids.
CUUCAUCAUCAAGUGCAGUAUUUCUGGAGCAAGAUGUUCUUUCUCUCUGGUUCAGGAACCAUCAAAAUCCUUUCAUGUGCUACCUAAAGAUUCAAUUUUUGUAAUUAUUAUUGUUUUCUGGUUUCUGUCAACCAUCCUUCCUGCAGAGAUUUUCAGCUAGCUCGAUAUUUAUUUGGCAGCCACACACAUUUAAUUCAACCACAUAAAGCCUGUCCUUGAGGGAAACACAUGACCCCACGCUCAUCCCCAGAGAGGGACAGCACCAUGUACUGACAAUCCUGCCUAUUGGAGCCUCUUCUGCCAUAUACAAGAGUUCCCAUGUCUAAGGACUCCCAGCGAAUGUUAAUAUAUCACCAGUAAUUCUGAAACCUGACCUUUGACUCUGAGAAGUUUCUGCUGCGAGUCGAGCCAAGCAGCGGGGUCAGAGCAGAGACACACUUCAAUCAGCAAACAAGUGUGACGGACACAUUGCUCUCACUGCAUCCCGAAGCCCUGAAUGUCCAAACAGACCUCGUCAUGAUGGAGACGGAGCAAACAGCUGCAAGUUGUCACGCACCGAGCCAAACUUCUGUCAAGACCCGGCUCUCCUCCAGCACAAGAGGAGCGCCCAGUGACACCACUUCCCGCUUCCAUGGAGACGGGGUUCGCUACAAAGCCAAGCUGAUUGGCAUGGACCCGGUACUCGACGCCCAGGGAGGCAAGAUGGUCUGGGACUCUAUGAUGAAGCUAAAGGGCUUUGAGGCAGCAGCAAGGAAACAGGGGAAACACAAGCGGAGAGUUUGGCUGAAAGUUUCCUCCAGCGGCCUGAGAAUCGUGGACGAUUGGACCGGGGCUGUACUUCAUGACCAUGACCGGAGCAGGAUCAGCUCUUUGACGAGAGACGAGUCUGACCCCAGGGCUCUGGCCUACGUCUACCAACACCAAGACACCUACACACUCUUCUACAUCAAGACGGCCAACCUGGCAGAUCCGGUCCUGGUUGACAUCGAGGAGGUUUGUCAGAUUGUGGACGAGGAGGCGCCACAAGAACCCCCAGAGGCACCGACUCAAACCAGUUCCUUACUGCAACUAAAUGACAGUUCAGCCCCUCCAGCUGAGGGAGAAGCUUUUGAGGAAGUGUUCAGUCCACGGCCGGAUUCUUCAUCAGGACAAUCAAACCAGACUGUUUCUGCCUCUUCCACUAACGAGCUGAUGGAGGUUUUCUCCGUCCCGAUGGAGGUUAUCUCCGUCCCGAUGGAGGAGCCGCUGAUGCCCAGCCAGAGCUCCUGCACCAGUCCGCCAGACCAAGACCAGAGAGAGCCUCCACAGCCAAUGCUCUCCGCCUCUCAGAUCCUCUCCAUGUUCCCCUCACAGCCACCAGGGGGCUCUCCGUACUCCUCGCCCCCAUACUCUCCAACCGCCGUGCCCUGGAGCCAGCAGGGGCUUCUGGGAAAUCAGUGGGCCGGUCCAGCUGCGGCGCCCUGGCAAACAAUGCCCGGCGGUAUGGCAGCAUGGGCACCAGCAGGCAUCGCAGCGCCCCCUGCAGGCGGCCAGAUUCUGGCUCACGGCUCUUUUCCAGGAGUCAUGAUGGGAGGAAACACACCCGCUUCACCCACUGCUGUCAACGGAUACCCCGCCCCUUUAAACUAUGCCCCCGCUGGAUCAACGGGACCCCUGCAGCCAGCGUCCCCCACCUUGGACCAUAAUCUCCUCUUUUGAUGAACUGGUCAGAAUGGAAAAUUGUUUGCAAAAUAAAAAUUGCUGCUCAUUGAGAAA